Messenger RNA from Neoarius graeffei (lesser salmon catfish), 1291 nucleotides. It is a transcript of the gene myl12.1, whose product is annotated as myosin, light chain 12, genome duplicate 1. Gene Ontology annotation, cellular component: cytoplasm. NCBI's taxonomy places the organism in Eukaryota, Metazoa, Chordata, Actinopteri, Siluriformes, Ariidae. Gene Ontology annotation, molecular function: calcium ion binding. The record is from RefSeq and is a predicted model, not a curated record. The transcript has 4 exons. Bases 124 to 645 code for a protein of 173 amino acids.
CCGUCGUUGAGCUGAUCCACAUAUCCUGUCCGGAAGUAGCCGUUCUGAAUAUCAGGAAGUUUGGGCGGUGGUUGAACAGGCCGUCAGUUUAUUGGGUUUCAGGUAAAUCACACCAGAGGCAACAUGUCCAGCAAAAGUCGCGUGAAGGCCAAGACUGCCAGGAAGCGCCCUCAGCGCGCGACCUCCAAUGUCUUUGCUAUGUUCGACCAGUCACAGAUUCAGGAGUUCAAGGAAGCCUUCAACAUGAUCGAUCAGAACCGUGACGGCUUUGUGGACAAGGAAGAUCUGCAUGACAUGCUGGCCUCACUGGGUAAAAACCCGACUGAUGCAUAUUUGGAGGCGAUGAUGAAUGAAGCUCCUGGGCCAAUUAACUUCACAAUGUUCCUCACCAUGUUUGGAGAGAAGCUGAAUGGUACUGACCCAGAAGAUGUCAUCCGCAACGCCUUUGCCUGCUUUGACGAAGAAGGAACCGGGUUCAUCCAGGAGGACUACCUGCGGGAACUUCUGACCACGAUGGGUGACCGCUUCACAGAUGAGGAGGUUGACGAGCUCUUCAGAGAGGCCCCAAUUGACAAGAAGAACAACUUUAAUUAUGUGGAGUUCACACGUAUCCUCAAACACGGAGCCAAAGACAAGGAUGACUAAAUUCAGAAACCUCCAUGCAUCAUCAACCCUUCCUCUUUAAUCUUCAUUCUCAGUUAAAGGAGCUUUAUGUAACGUUUCUGGAAAUAUUCUGAGAUAAAUGCCAACCUCAAAAAUCUGCCUGGCUGCUCUGUUUGUUUGUGGUUUAUUUAAAGGUAAACUUAAAGGAGAAAACGUGUCUAGAUUAAGACCAAAUCACUGAACGUGUUGGGAUAAGUAUCACCCUUUUGUUGAAGUUUUGUAUUGAAUGAGUCCAAUAUUGGACACGGCACAGUUGAUUAGGAGUGCGAGUGAGUCACGUUGUGAUUGGUUUAACGGUGGGUUAUUUCAGACUCUUUUGAAUCCAUACAUGUAAUUAGGGUAUGUAUAUGCAUUAUUAAUUAUGAUUAUUUGAUUAUAUCUUGGGCCUCUUUUUUCUAAAUCCCAUUAAAGUGUACCUUCAAGUAAACUCAACAGACACUUAAUUUAGAUGCAGCAGAACUGCACACAAGUCUUAGACCUCCUGGAGGUCCAGUUUCUCAGUGCUUUAAAUGUGGUCAAAUGUGAAGUGGUGGUGGGGUCGACAAGCAUGUUUGCUGUUAUGUCCUGAUCCAGCUGAAUUUUUACAUUUUAUAAUAUGGACUUUUUGAAUAAAUUACUUAAAUUGUAA